This is a messenger RNA of Anoplopoma fimbria (sablefish), 855 nucleotides long. It is a transcript of the gene hoxc4a, whose product is annotated as homeobox C4a. The transcript has 2 exons. Gene Ontology annotation, biological process: embryonic skeletal system morphogenesis; anterior/posterior pattern specification; regulation of transcription by RNA polymerase II. The coding region runs from base 41 to 835 and encodes 264 amino acids. The record is from RefSeq and is a predicted model, not a curated record. Gene Ontology annotation, molecular function: DNA-binding transcription factor activity, RNA polymerase II-specific; RNA polymerase II cis-regulatory region sequence-specific DNA binding. NCBI's taxonomy places the organism in Eukaryota, Metazoa, Chordata, Actinopteri, Perciformes, Anoplopomatidae. Gene Ontology annotation, cellular component: nucleus.
ACGACAAAGCUAGAAAAAUUAUUUUCCACUCCAGAAAUUAAUGAUCAUGAGCUCGUAUUUGAUGGAGUCUAACUACAUUGAUCCGAAAUUUCCUCCAUGCGAGGAAUAUUCGCAAAAUAACUACAUCCCCGAGCAUAGUCCAGAAUAUUACAGCCGCGCAAGAGAGACUGGCUUCCAGCAUCACCAUCAGGAGUUAUAUCCUCCGCGGGCGAGCUACCAAGAGCGCCAGUUUAACUGUGCAAGCAUCCCUGAACCUGACACGCCAAGGGGACAUGGAGUACCCCAUUCUGCGCACCUGCUGACAGGGAAAGGGCAGCCUGCUUCAUGUGAAACCCCACAGUUGUCCAUGUCCCCCGCCACCCCACCGGCCGCCACCUCCGCCUGCAACCAAGCUACCCCGGAGCAUCCAAACAGCACAGCCUCCUCCAAGCAGCCUGUGGUGUACCCGUGGAUGAAGAAAAUUCAUGUCAGCACUGUGAACCCGGGUUACAAUGGGACGGAGCCCAAGCGGUCUAGGACAGCCUACACGCGGCAGCAGGUCUUAGAAUUGGAGAAGGAAUUCCACUAUAACCGAUAUUUAACUCGGCGGAGGCGCAUCGAGAUCGCCCACACCCUGGUUCUCUCCGAGCGACAGAUUAAAAUCUGGUUUCAAAACCGCAGAAUGAAAUGGAAAAAGGAUCAUAGGCUCCCGAACACCAAAGUGAGAUCCUCUUCCUCCACCGGGUCCAACACAAGCUCAGCAGCCGGCGCUGUUGCCGCUGCUUCGGCCACCAACACUGGGGCCCCCGACGAACUCACCGGAGCACAGCAUGGAGAGGAUAUUACCAGGUUAUAGAACCACGAACCAAGGGGUAG